This is a messenger RNA of Daktulosphaira vitifoliae (grape phylloxera), 2527 nucleotides long. It is a transcript of the gene Rgl, whose product is annotated as ral guanine nucleotide dissociation stimulator. Gene Ontology annotation, molecular function: guanyl-nucleotide exchange factor activity. The record is from RefSeq and is a predicted model, not a curated record. The coding region runs from base 479 to 2263 and encodes 594 amino acids. The transcript is spliced from 15 exons. Gene Ontology annotation, biological process: positive regulation of GTPase activity; Ras protein signal transduction. NCBI's taxonomy places the organism in Eukaryota, Metazoa, Arthropoda, Insecta, Hemiptera, Phylloxeridae. Gene Ontology annotation, cellular component: plasma membrane.
CUGAUAACAGUUAACAAAAAACAGCAGCACGGUUGUUUGAGAGCUGUGCAACUGUAAAAUGGUUUAACUUCAAUAACAAUUAAGGCCAGAUCUGUAGUUGUUUCGAUUUUUGGAUUAUUAUGUUAUCCUAUUUUGUCCUUAUUACUCAAAUAAAUAGUAACUCUUACAUUAAUUUGGGUAAUCCUCAAUUAUGAUGUAGGUGAACAAGUAUGAAUGUUGAUGCCGAAAGCUCCGGGUGUUAUUAUUAUAGCCAACAUGGAAAUUAUGGGGUGAAGAAAGAGAAGAAGGUGCUGUGUAUACAAUUUACUUAAAAAAAGUUCGUUAUCAAAAUCCUACAAAAACAUUGCUAUUGGAGUCAGAUGAUGAACGGUCUCAUUUAGAAUGGGAAACUGUGAGAGUAAAAUUUAUUAAAGCAGGAACAAUUGAAAAACUUGUUAAUAGUUUAGCAUCAGAUGAUGGCGAAUUAGAAUCAACUUUUAUGAAUAUAUUUCUAGCCACUUAUAGAACCUUUUCAUCGCCUCAUCAUGUUUUAUCCUUAUUAAUUGAAAGGUAUGAAUGCUUGAUAAAUAAUAAAGAAAAUUUAUCUGAAUCUAUGAUUGAUCCUCAUAAAAAGACAGUAGUAUCAGCAUUGCAUGUAUGGUUAGAUUCAUAUCCAGAGGAUUUUCGGGAUCCUCCUUUACAUACUUGUUUGCGAUGCUUACGUUCAUUUACAUUCUUAUAUUUACCAAAAACUGAACUGCAUAUUAAAGCAACUUAUAGAUUAGAUAGAUAUCUUAAAGAAUGCAAGCAACUUGAAGAAACAUCUAUGUUCUUAAGUAAUGAUUAUGAUUUGGUUAUUGGGGAAUCACGACAACUUCUUUACAAUUUUCCUGAUGUCGCUGAGAAACAUUUUGCUGAACAAUUGACUCGAAUGGAUAAGGAUGUGUUGAAAAAAAUGGUUGCACAUCAAUGUUUGGGUGCUGUGUGGUCUAAAAAUAAAAGAGCGGGAUCUGCACCAACAGUUUUGGCUACAAUUGAUCAAUUUAAUGCGGUUUCACUUAGGGUUAUAAGUACUGUUUUAUUGGCUUUAUACUCUGACAGAGCACAUGUAAUUGAAACUUGGAUUGACAUUGCACAAGAAUUAAGGGUUCUAAAGAAUUUCUCUUCACUAAAAGCAAUAAUUUCUGGAUUACAAUCUAACUCUGUGUUUAGACUUCAAAAGACUUGGCAAUCAGUACCUCGCGAUAAAGUGGAACUUUUUCAAGAAUUAGCACGAAUAUUUAGUGAAGAAAAUAAUCAGUGGGCUCAACGAAAAUUAUUGAUACGUGAAGGCACUGCAAAAUUUGCUGAUACUUUUAACAACAAUGAUAGACAUUUGCAAAAAAUAAUUAAAAAACAACAAAUAACUAAAUUAAACAUUGGCACAAUUCCUUACUUGGGAACAUUUUUAACUGAUUUGACUAUGAUUGAUGCGGCAACUCCAGAUGUUUUACCUGAUGGUCUUAUUAAUUUUGAUAAAAAAAGAAAAGAGUUUGAAGUAUUAGCUCAAAUAAAGUUACUUCAAGGUGCUGCAAAUUCAUAUAAUAUUCCUGAAGACACUGUGUUUGAUCAAUGGUUCUAUUCAAUUUUGGUUUUGGAUGAUAGAGAAGCAUUUAGAAUAUCUUGUCAGAUAGAAGCUCCUGAUAAUUUACCAUCAUCUUGUGCUAAUUCUAUAAUGGGGACUCUAAAAAAACAGAAUUAUGACUUUAAAAAAAAUGAUUCCAUAUCAAGUAAUUGUAGUAAUAAAAGUUUCUAUGGGUUGUCAGAUGAUGGUCUGCAUUCGCCAAAUAAUUCUUUAGACAAACAGAAUUCCUUGCUUGAUUUAUCUUCGUCAUCAAGUAGUUAUUCUUUACAUUCAUUUGAUAUGUCAAUUUCUGGAAGCAACAAUAUAAUUCAUUCAGUUAAAAAUAGUAUUAAUAAUUCAACUUUUAAUACAACAUCCGAUUUUUAUAUAAUUAGAAUUACAGUUGAUGCUGAAAAUGUAGCAACUGAUGGAGUUGUGCUGUAUAAAAGUAUAAUGCUUAGUAAUAAUGAACGUACACCUCAAGUUAUUAGAAAUGCUAUGUUAAAAUUUUGUAUUGAUGAUGAUCCAGAUAAUUAUAUAUUAUCACAAGUAUUACCAGAUAGAGAAAUGAUUUUACCUAUGACAGCUAAUGUUUACUAUGCAGUAAAUACAGAAUAUGAUUUAAAUUUUUUAUUAAGAAAAAAAUCCUGGAAAAAAGAUAAUACUAUUUCUAAAAAAUAAAUUUUUUUUGGAAUAAUGAAUACUAAAUGGCCAAAUUUGCCCAUUCCUAUUCUAACUGAAGUGCUAUUGAAUUAUUUAAGUGGAAACACCUUAUUGUAAAUUAAUUAAAAACUAUUGUAAAUUUUUAGUAUCAAUUAUGUAUGUAUAUAUUAUUAUAUUUAUAUUGAAUUAGUACAAUUUGUAAUUUGCUAUUGAAACAAAAACAUUGUUAACUUAUAAUUACUUUUUUAAUUAAAUUAAAUUUUUAGCAAAGUAUAAAAUAAA